CAGAACUUGUGCACAAAAGCAGUGCCUAUAGCUAACCCAUUUUGUUGUACAAACGUGUGUUAUGAAAUUAUAUACUUUAUGAAAGGAUGUUAUAGCUGUAUCUAGCUAGCUAACGUUAGCUACCUAGCAAGCGAGCUGAUGUACAAAGCCAGCAGCCACUUAGCUACGGUGCUAACCGCCAUGAUCUGAGGGUCUCACAUGGCUGGGAGGCUUCUGAAAGUGUCGUCUCUCGCUGCCCUAGCGGUCGCUUCGUCUGGGUUUUACCUGCACAGUCUCAGCGUUGACGCCAACGAUCUGAGCGUCGUCAGAUUCGCUAGGGCGGCUGCGACGACAGCUGUCAUCAGUUAUGACUACCUCACAGCUUUCAGAAAUGUCCAGUCUGGGACAGAUGAGUACUGGCUACUGAGAUCAGAGGUACACAAGCGUUCAGCGGAGAGGCUGCGGGCUCUGUGCUGUGCUAACCGAGGCACCUUCAUCAAGGUGGGGCAGCACCUAGGCGCCCUGGAUUACCUGCUCCCCGAGGAGUACACCAGCACGCUGAAGGUCCUGCACAGCAGCGCUCCUCAGAGCACCAUGGACGAGGUCCAGCAGGUCGUCAGGGAAGACCUGGGAAAGGAGCUGGGCCAGAUCUUCGUCAGCUUCCAGGAGGAGCCGGAGGGCGCCGCCUCUCUGGCGCAGGUGCACAGGGCCGUCCUGGCCAACGGCAGCGUCGUGGCCGUCAAGGUACAGCAUCCCAAAGUCCAGGCGCAGAGCUCCAGGGACAUCGCUGUGAUGGAGUUCCUAUUGCAGGCAGUUCACUGGCUCUUCCCUGACUUUGCUUUCAUGUGGCUGGUGGAGGAGGCCAAGAGGAACAUGCCUCUGGAACUGGAUUUCCUUAACGAGGGCCGAAACGCAGAGAGAGUGGCCGACAUGCUCAAGCACUUUGAUUUCCUCCAGGUGCCAAAGAUCCACUGGGAUCUGUCCAGCAGGCGCGUUUUGACCAUGGACUUUGCAGAAGGCGGGCAGGUCAACGAUCGGGCGUACAUGCAGAAACACGGCAUCGACGUCAACGAGAUUUCCCGUAACUUGGGCAAACUGUACAGUGAGAUGAUCUUUGUGACCGGCUUCGUGCACUGUGACCCCCAUCCCGGCAACGUGUUGGUGAGGAAGUGUCCGAGAAGCAAGAAGGCGAAAAUCGUAUUACUCGACCACGGCCUGUACCAGGUGCUGAACCAGGACUUCCGCAUGGACUACUGCAGACUGUGGCAGAGCCUGAUAAAAGGUGACAUGAAGGGCGUCGAGCGCCACAGCAGGCGGCUGGGGGCAGGAGACCUGUACCCUCUGUUUGCCUGCAUCCUCACGGCCCGCUCCUGGACCUCAGUCAGCACCGGCAUCAGCCACACCCCCGUCACUCACACCGAGGACAUGGAGAUCCGGACAAACGCGGCGCUCUACCUGCCACAGAUAAGCGAGCUGCUGAAUAAGGUUCCUCGGCAGAUGCUUCUGUUGUUGAAGACCAAUGACCUGCUGCGGGGCAUUGAGACCGUCCUGCAGACCCGCGCCAGCUCCAGCUCCUUCCUCAACAUGUCCCGCUGCUGCACACGGGCCCUCGCCAGUCAUCGGAGAAGUAAGACCACAUCGAGAACCAAGAGGCUACAGAUCUCCUUAGCAGAAACCAUCUCCCUCUGGCAGAUCAGCCUGUAUGAACUCAUGCUGUGGACACGCGGUUCAUUGCUGGCCAGGUGGAUCCGUUCUCUGCUUAACUGCUUGCCCCACCCCUACUGAGAGGCCCAGACCAGGGGUCCUGUCCACCGCCCGCGCCUCCGACCCUGCAUGCAGGCUGGACCAUGGGAGCCACGUGUGGGCUCGAUAACUGCAAUAACUGUAUAUUAGUACUUAUGACUAAUGUAUUUGAAUUGUGUGUUUGACUUCUGAGUUCAGUAUUAGGAUAGUAUCACCAUAUCACAUGAUUACAUGGAGUGUCUUCUCCUGGCUGGUUCAUUCGUAUAGCUGUGAUCAUUGCACACAAGAUUUCCAGUACUGUAUUUCUUUGCCAAGAGUAUCAAAUAGUACUAAUGUCAUUUUUGUUAUUUGCUGACCACCACCCACUGUGUAUGAAGCAGAUGUGGACUGCCCAGUGGCAAUGCUUGUAGGACAACCCCUGCAUUUACAUUUCCUGCUUCUUCUCUCUGUUCUUCCUGUCUCCUGCACUGUUUACAGACAACAGUCUGAUGCCAACAAGAACAUUAUAUUGAUUAUUUUAAUUUGACAAUUGAUUACACACCAGAUCUGAAUGAUCUCCCUGAGUCAGCUAGUUAUGUUUUUUUUAAUUAUUAUUUUUUAAAGAUUUCAUGGUUUGUUGAACUGUUUUUAUCAUAUCCACGAGUGAGUCACAUCGUGAAAGGGAAUAAACAGGA
Messenger RNA from Electrophorus electricus (electric eel), 2396 nucleotides. The record is from RefSeq and is a predicted model, not a curated record. NCBI's taxonomy places the organism in Eukaryota, Metazoa, Chordata, Actinopteri, Gymnotiformes, Gymnotidae.